AUGGUGUGCGAUGGUAGCGCCAUGCUGUGCCUGGAGUCGCUGAUGGCGCGGUGGCGCGAGCGCGGGCAGCGAGCGGACAGGGAGGGCGAGCGAAGGGCUCGCUCACGCAGCCUCUGCUCCUCCGCAGCGGACGGCAGUCUACUGCAGCUCUUGCACAGGCGAGCGAGCAGUGCUAUAAUAGAAUUAAAAGUACUGGAUGAGGAGAAGAGAAACCCAUUAAACGAAUUUUCCUGA
Messenger RNA from Chilo suppressalis (striped riceborer), 234 nucleotides. Lineage: Eukaryota; Metazoa; Arthropoda; Insecta; Lepidoptera; Crambidae. The record is from the annotation of a GenBank genome assembly.